CACCUCCUUCAACUCUCACGCUCUGUGGUUCAGGGGGCUGCAUGCUCACUGUCCCGAAACAAGAUGAACCAGUCGCUCUCUCUCUUGUCCCUCAGCCACAUGCAACCGCAUCAUCAUCAUCAUCAUCAUCUGCAGCAGCAGUAGUAACAGUAAAAGAAGAGGAAGAGGAGGAGGAGGAUGAAGACGAUGUGAAAAAAGGCAGCAACUCCAUCGAGCAAAAGUUCUCCUUUGACUCCACGCUGAAGACAACUUAAGAAUACGUCGACUUCUUGCGGUCGGCAGGAUCGUGACGGUGUGGAGCAGCCGCGGUCCUCGCCCCCUCCCUAUUUUCCCCCCCUCCCGUUUGUCCACAUUUUGCCUCCCAAGUCAGCGGGAUUUCCUCAACCUCUCCCGACUGUGUUAUGAACCUCGGAGACGCACUUGACCCCCGCCCCAGAAGACUUCUUGGGCAAGAACAAAAAGGGAUUAACGCGAAACUCUCUCACUCUGCCUUGCAAAUGUCAAAUUCCGAGUGUUUCUUAAUGGCGGGGUCCAACUAAGCCCAUAACUAUGGAAGAGGAGCAUGCCCAGAAUGCCACAGGAAACAGCAGUACAAUGGGCAUCCAACUGGUCACGCACAGUCUCUGGGAGGUGGUCACCAUAGCGACCGUGUCGGCCAUUGUCAGCCUCAUCACCAUAGUGGGGAACAUCCUGGUGAUGCUCUCCUUUAAAGUCAACAGCCAACUAAAGACGGUGAACAAUUACUACCUGCUGAGUCUGGCGGCGGCGGACCUCAUCAUCGGCGUCUUCUCGAUGAACCUGUACACCUCCUACAUCCUGAUGGGUUACUGGGCCCUGGGAAACCUGUCCUGUGACCUGUGGUUGGCCGUGGACUAUGUAGCCAGUAACGCCUCGGUCAUGAACCUGCUGGCGAUCAGUUUCGACCGAUACUUCUCGAUCACCAGGCCUCUCACCUACAGAGCCAAACGGACUCCCAAGCGGGCAGGCAUCAUGAUCGGUUUGGCCUGGCUGGUGUCUCUCGUUUUGUGGGCACCGCCGAUCCUGUGCUGGCAAUACUUUGUGGGCAAAAGAACCGUCCCGGAAAGACAAUGCCAGAUACAGUUUUUCUCAGAACCCAUUAUAACGUUUGGAACAGCGAUUGCGGCGUUUUAUAUCCCCGUGUCAGUCAUGACCAUGCUCUACUGCCGGAUCUACAAAGAGACAGAAAAAAGGACCAAGGAUUUAGCGGAGCUUCAGGGAAUGAACCAAGCCGCACAACCCGACGUCACCCAGCCUCGGAUUAUCCGGUCGUGUUUUAGCUGUAAACUAAAAUCGCCGUCACAUGACCGCGCUACAGCCUCAUCGUCAUCCUCAUGCAGGAGCCACGUUGCCAAAUCCAUCGCCUCCACCAACGUGGAGUGUUCCAAAACGGGUCACCCGACCACCUACAACAGCUAUGCGUCCUCAGAAGACGAAGACAGGUCCGUGUCCCCCGGGGCCUUGCAGCCCCACUUCGGGAAGCAAGUUUGCGAGGGCAGCAAGAGCGCGGCGGGGAGCAAGAGCGAACAGCUCAGCAGUUACGACGAAGACAGCUUCUUCCAAACGCCACCCAAAAGCAACUCCCAGAGGAGUAGCAAGCGCGUGUCGUACAAGUUCAAGCCGGCGGCCAGAGACACCCUGGCUCCGCACCAGAGCGAAAACGGCGACACCAAAACCGCCUUCUCCUCGGCAGAGUCAGUGAGCCCUCCCGCCGCCUCUUCUCCGUCCAAGGAUGUCACGCUGAAGAACCAGAUAACAAAGAGGAAGCGGAUGGUGCUGAUCAAAGAGAGGAAGGCGGCUCAGACCCUCAGCGCCAUCCUCCUGGCCUUCAUCUUAACGUGGACGCCGUAUAACAUCAUGGUGCUCAUUUCCACCUUCUGCUCGGACUGCAUCCCCGUCUCCCUGUGGCACCUCGGCUACUGGCUGUGCUACGUCAACAGCACCGUCAACCCCAUGUGCUACGCCCUCUGCAACAAGACUUUUCAAAAGACCUUCCGCAUGCUUCUAUUAUGCCAAUGGAAGAAGAAGCGCAUUGAGGAAAAACUCUACUGGUAUGGACAAAACCCAACGGCGGCCUCCAAACUUACUUGAACUCUUUUUCGGCGGUUCAAAAAGCUAUUCAAGUUGAUCUUCUAUGGCAGUUGGUCGCCCCCAAUUAUACCAGACUGGGGCGGGACAAUCUCAAACGCGUAAAGUUUACCCGUAUAGGUCAGAAGGAAAAAUGUAUGCGGUUCAUAAAGUAAAACUGCAUCCAAACGUGUUUUUGGUUCCACUGGUUGUUUUCAAGCGAGCUUAUAAUAGGCCAAAGAACGAAAUAACCAAAACUGUCCAACUCUGGCUGAGAUAAUGGCAGAAAAAGUAGCCGGAUAUAACUCAGUGUCCAAUGGCAACGGUGGACACACACACACACACACA
This is a messenger RNA of Hippocampus comes (tiger tail seahorse), 2433 nucleotides long. It is a transcript of the gene chrm5a, whose product is annotated as cholinergic receptor, muscarinic 5a. The transcript has 2 exons. Gene Ontology annotation, cellular component: plasma membrane; synapse; dendrite. Gene Ontology annotation, molecular function: G protein-coupled acetylcholine receptor activity; G protein-coupled serotonin receptor activity. NCBI's taxonomy places the organism in Eukaryota, Metazoa, Chordata, Actinopteri, Syngnathiformes, Syngnathidae. The record is from RefSeq and is a predicted model, not a curated record. The coding region runs from base 550 to 2109 and encodes 519 amino acids. Gene Ontology annotation, biological process: chemical synaptic transmission; adenylate cyclase-inhibiting G protein-coupled acetylcholine receptor signaling pathway; G protein-coupled receptor signaling pathway, coupled to cyclic nucleotide second messenger.